AUGUUUGCGUUUAAUCAAUUUAUCAUCAUUGCUGCACUCACUUUGCUAGCCCGUGACUCCCUGGCCAUCGAAUGUACCCCUGAAAACAUCCCUCAUAGACCUGUGCGCAAAGGGCACUGUUGGAAAGCUAUCUCUCAAAUCGUCUACAACUCUGAUGGAACCCUGGAUAAAACGUCCAGGCGAGUAAAUUACAACUACGGAGAAUGUCAUAUUUCCUUCGACAAUGACCUUGGAGAAGAUGUUACUAAGACACAAAUAGAACAGGGCUUCCACAGGCUCUUCGAUAAAUGCCAAGAUUAUAAUGGCGGAAACACUUACAAUGAAGACGUGCCAACCCAUUUCUACUUCGGCAAUCGCGAACUAGGCACGUUCCAGGCUUGGGAACCCGACUAUCCGGCCGGCGUACCAUCUUGCGAUAUUCUGGACGGCGGCAAACCCAUAACACAAGCCGACUGUGUCCAGGCGCUUGCCAGCAUCCCUGCCGAUGCCCAUGGACGGCUCGUAGGUGAUGACUACCAGCUGACUGACCAUAUUGAAAAACGUUACCGAUCCUGCGUUGUGAAUGUGUACACCUCCGAUUUUUCAAAACUCAUGGUAAUAAAACCGGAUGUUGAAGACAAUCUUGGCAAGACAAUGGACUGGUGCCACGAGAAGUGCGGUGUAAUUCGGAUUCCGGGAGGGGCCGAGGGACCCAAUGGCAGAGCCUACGUGACCUUGAGGAACGUUAAACGGGGUGGCUGUCAGGAACCCCGCACUCCAUUGCGUACCAAAUGA
Puccinia graminis f. sp. tritici CRL 75-36-700-3 is the source of this 774-nucleotide messenger RNA. RefSeq lists its product as uncharacterized. The record is from RefSeq and is a predicted model, not a curated record. The transcript is spliced from 9 exons. Bases 1 to 774 code for a protein of 257 amino acids. Lineage: Eukaryota; Fungi; Basidiomycota; Pucciniomycetes; Pucciniales; Pucciniaceae.